GGUUUCGGUCGUUUGGGUCACGGGGAUGACGCCUUGCAAGCCACGCCCAAGAGGGUGGAUGCUUUGGCGCUGGAGCACGUCAAGUGCAAGCAGGUUGCCUGUGGCUUUGCCUACACCGCGGCGGUCACCACGGAGGGGCAAGUCUACACGUGGGGGGCGGGGGAAAAUGGCCGCCUGGGCCUUGGGGAUGAGCUGGACAAGAUGCGACCAGGUCAUGUGAAGGACCUGGCCCGCUACCCCGUCAAGGAGAUUUUUGCGGGCUCCGACGUGCUCUCGCCCCUUCAUCUUGAUGCCUUCCAAGGACAGCUCUUCGCGCAAGUCUCUGUGGGACCGGGAGGCUACCACACCAUUACUCUCAGUACCACGGGCGAGGUUUACACGUGGGGUCAUAAUCGAGUCGGGCAGCUCGGCUAUACGAACAACGAGGAGGUCCCGCGGAACAAUGAAGGGGCCCAUUUUCUCCCCACCCCUCGGCGUGUCAAGACUCUCGCAGGGGCCGUGGUGUGCGGGAAUGGCGACGUGUAUAUAUGUGGCCGCAAUUUUCAAGGACAGCUCGGCCUCGGCGAUCCGAAAAAUUUUGAAAGAAACGAGCGCAACCACCCCUACCUGGCACACUUUCGUGUCAUCACAGACCUCCAGACGGGGGGUCAGCAAAAAGUCAAACAAUUUGCCUGCGGCGGUGAGCAUUCCGCCGCCUUGUUGAACAAUGACGAAGUCUAUACUUUUGGAGCCGGGGCAAGAGGGCAGCUCGGCCAUGGUGACUCGCGGAACGAGGUGUAUCCGCGGUUGAAUCAGAUUUUGCAGAAGCACUUCCACAUGACCUUUUCCUUGCGCUUCGGCGUCUACAACACCAUUCCUCCUUUCACGACUUGUCGAUAUCGAUUUCUCGGCAAGGCGGUGAUCAAGGGAUGGAUCAGGAGGACGAUCAAGAUGAGGACCAAGAAGUAGAUGACUGCCUAGUGUCUGUAGCUUUUUCCUCCAUGUCAUUUUGGGAAGAAACCGCUGUAUCUAACGCUUCAGCAUGCACGUCUUUCAGUCAAUAGACCUUGAGUUGAUUUCCAAGGAAGAUCAAGUGAUUGAGCGAGCGAAAUAAAUUGCACAGAAAAGGAGAGGGAAAGAAUAAUAAAACGAGGACCUGAG
Messenger RNA from Nannochloropsis gaditana CCMP526, 1140 nucleotides. Its product is annotated as putative e3 ubiquitin-protein ligase herc3. The transcript has 10 exons. The record is from RefSeq and is a predicted model, not a curated record. The annotation marks the transcript as partial.